CAACCAUAAUCAAAUUCAAAAAAUUGUCCACAACUGAUCCACCAUCAGAAUCAUCCGAACCUCAGCCUAAAAAGGGAGAUAAAUCACCCCAAAAGAUAGAUAGAUUAAUCCUUGGUGAUGUUGACGAUCUUCCCGCAAAAUCAUUCAGAAGACCAUUAUGUUCAAUGAGUCGUCAUAAUGGGGUUGUCACUUGUGUCAAGUUUUCACCUGAUGGGAAAUACUUAGCAUCAGGAUCAGAUGAUAAAAUUUGUCUUAUAUGGGAAAAAGAUGAAAGUCAAAACAAACAACCUCAAUUCGGUGAAACAGAAGCUGAUUUAGAACAUUGGACAGUGAAGAAAAGAUUAGUGGCUCAUGAUAAUGAUAUUCAAGAUAUUUGUUGGUCCCCUGAUAGUUCUUUAUUAGUUACUGUGGGGUUAGAUAGAUCAAUUAUAAUUUGGAAUGCAUUCACAUUUGAAAGAAUUAAAAGAUAUGAUAUCCAUCAAUCAAUGGUUAAAGGGAUAGUAUUUGAUCCAGCUAAUAAGUUUUUCGCUACUGCUUCUGAUGAUAGAACUGUACGGAUCUUCCGUUAUUAUAAAAAGAUAAAUGAAUAUAAUAAUUAUGAUUUUCAAAUGGAACAUAUUAUAAUGGAUCCAUUUAAGAAGUCUCCCUUAACUUCAUAUUUCAGAAGAAUGAGUUGGUCACCCGAUGGUCAACAUAUUGCAGUUCCAAACGCCACAAAUGGACCAGUCCCAUCUGUGGUAGUUAUAAGUAGAGGUAAUUGGUCAACUGAUGUUUCAUUGAUUGGACAUGAAGCUCCUUGUGAAGUAUGUUCAUUUUCACCUCGUUUAUUUGAUUUCAGUGAUGAAAAUAAUUCCAAUAGAAAGAAAGAUGAUAAUAAGAAUUUCUCAACAAUCUUAGCUACUGGAGGUCAAGAUCGUACAUUGGCAAUUUGGUCAACUUCUAAUACAAGACCAUUAGCAGUUCUUGAAGAUAUUGUGGAGAAGACUAUAACAGAUAUUUGUUGGACACCCGAUGGUGAAACCUUAUUCUUAAGUUGUUUAGAUGGAUCGAUUACGGUUGUAUCGUUUGAACCUUUGGAAUUAGGUGGUAAAGUAGUUAGUGAAGAAUUAAUUGAUGCUCAAUUAACUCGAUAUGGUGGUGAUCGUGAAUCUAAUAUAUUUCCGGAAAGUAUAGAACAAUUGAAAUUGGAAACCAUAUCUACAGAGAAUGAUAAAAAAGGUUCAAGGCCGAAUUUAGCCUCAUAUGGUGAAAAAUUAAAAUCUCCAACACCUAAAUCAGAAUCGAUAUUUGCAGCUCCAUCAACUGCUGCUACUGCUAUUACUACGCCAAUAACAACUUUAAGUCCAAAGAAAUUGACAAAGGCGACUCAAAAUAUAACUAUUACCAAGAAUGGUAAGAAGAGAGUUGCUCCAAUAUUAGUAUCUUCAUCAUCAAAAUCAAAUAUUAACAAUUUAUCUACUCCAAAAUUAUCAUCUUCCAAUAAAAGUUUUCAAAUUAGUUCGAAAAUAUCACAAUCAAGUUAUUUCUUACCAAGAUUAGGUAUUCAAACAUCAGUUCAUGGAUAUAAAUCACGAGAAAAUGUUAAUUCUGGCGCACAUCCUGUCUUACCUGCUAGUAAUGAUAUUAAUGAUAAUGAUAAUGAAGAUAUUGGAGGAUUUGAAGAAACCGCCACUACACAGAAUGCCAACUCUAAUGCUAAUAAUGUUUCCGAAGCAAGUUUGAAACGUCAAUAUAAUCGAUUUAAACGAAAAAUCAUGAAUCAAAAGUAUCCUAAUACGUUUAAGAGUGUUUCUAAUUUACCGCCGAUAUUAUUCAAUAAUAACGUUCGGGAAUUAAAUCAUGAAUUGAAUGAGAUAUAUAAGAAAAUCAUCUUACAAAAAGAUCCCAAUGGAGGUAUCCAAAGUGAUAUAUCAUCGAAUUCUCAAUUAGAGUAUGAUGAAGAAUUAUUAUUUUCUGUCAUUGUUAGAAGUGUGAAGCAUAAACAUGAUUAUAAUGAAUUUGUGGAUGAAAAGUCGAAAGAUGAAAUCAGAACUAUAAUUGAAGUGAGGAAUGGCCAACGUUGGAAAGUUGAAUUAGAAGAAGAGUUGGAAAAAGCUAAUGAUAUUAAUAUAGAUUUUGAUGAUCCAACUCGAUUAAUCGUAUCCAAUAACUUAUCAUCCACAAAAAGAUUGUAUAAUUUAUUUUUCCCAUAUAUGAUUCAGCAUGUCUUGCCUAUGAUAAUCGAUGAAGAGUUGAAGUAUAUCGUGGUGGUAUCAUUUCAUGGAACUGUUCAAAUUGUCAAGGCCGAUUCUGGUAAAUUCUUAUGUCCUCAAUUUGAAUUGGGUCAUAAUAUUAUAGCAUUAAGAAGUCAUAAUGAAUUCUUGACUCUUAUGACAAACAAUGGGUUAGUAUAUACAUGGAAAUUAAGCAAUCAUCAAGCAGGAAUACGAAACAUCAUCAAAGGAAUUUCCAUUGCAAAUGUAUUAAAUAAUAAUGUUGAAAUUAAUAUUCCAACCCAAUAUGAUCAUAAUCGUCCCCUCAAUAUAGUGUUACAAUCCCUUCGAUAUUUUGAAAUAUCAGAUAAAGAUGGAUCUCCAUUACUUGUGUUGAACAGUAAAGAUAUCAAUAGUUAUGAUGUUUAUCAAUAUUCGUUAGAUAUGUUAAGUUGGGUCAAGGUUAUUGAUUCAUAUUAUUAUUUAGCUUAUGGUGAUAAAGAUGAAGAACAAGUUCGUAAAUCUGAUGGAAGUGUUACUGAUAAGUUGAUCCAUCUUACAUUUUCUGAUUUCCAUAAUGAUAUCAAAAGAAGAAAGAUCAGUAAUUAUGAGUUCGAUGAAGAGAAUGAUGAUGGAGAUGAUAAUGAUGACAGUAAAAGUUCCAAUGUUGAAUUGAAACAAGUCAUGUUAUCUCGAUAUAACGAACUAUUAGAGUUAAUCUAGUGUAUUUUUAG
Messenger RNA from Scheffersomyces coipomensis, 2926 nucleotides. It is a transcript of the gene HIR1, whose product is annotated as Hir1p. The annotation marks the transcript as partial. Gene Ontology annotation, biological process: DNA-templated transcription; regulation of DNA-templated transcription; chromatin remodeling. Gene Ontology annotation, molecular function: nucleosome binding; protein binding. The transcript has a single exon. Gene Ontology annotation, cellular component: HIR complex; chromatin; nucleus. Lineage: Eukaryota; Fungi; Ascomycota; Pichiomycetes; Serinales; Debaryomycetaceae. The record is from RefSeq and is a predicted model, not a curated record.